Brassica rapa (field mustard) is the source of this 1145-nucleotide messenger RNA. Its product is annotated as riboflavin synthase. Gene Ontology annotation, molecular function: riboflavin synthase activity. Lineage: Eukaryota; Viridiplantae; Streptophyta; Magnoliopsida; Brassicales; Brassicaceae. Gene Ontology annotation, biological process: riboflavin biosynthetic process. The record is from RefSeq and is a predicted model, not a curated record.
CAGUAAAACAAAAUCCAUGAACAGAUGGAUGUUUUUGUGUCAGAUUCAAAUGACUAGUAUAAUAUUUUGGAUCGGGUCGGUUUGGGUUAUUGGGUUGGGUUCUUUUCGUUUAUCCUAUUAAUUUUUGAGAACACACCUACAACUACAAUCAAUCUAGAGAGACGAGCGCCGCCGUGGUUGGGAUAAUAACACGAUGAUGGGGACUCACUCUUUGAAUCUGCUUCCGAAAGCAUUUCCUCCAACCUUGGCUUCUUCACUCAGACCAAAUCUCCUCAGAUUCGACUCAACAAGGCAUCGGAGGAGUCGGAGGCAAAAUCUGAGCAUCCGAUCCGUGUUCACGGGAAUCGUGGAAGAAAUGGGCCACGUAAAGGAUCUGGGGUUGGCUGACCACGGCGGCGGCGGCUUCGACCUUAAGAUCGGGGCGAGAGUGGUGCUGGAGGACGUGAAGCUUGGCGACAGCAUCGCCGUCAACGGCACUUGCCUUACAGUCACCCAUUUCGACACCGAGGCGUUCACCGUGGGGCUGGCACCGGAGACGCUGCGAAAGACGUCGCUGGAGGAGCUGGAGAGAGGGUCUCUGGUGAAUCUGGAGCGUGCGCUGCAGCCGGUGAGCCGCAUGGGCGGACACGUGGUGCAGGGACACGUGGACGGUACGGGAGUGAUAGUUUCGAUGGAAGCCGAGGGAGAUUCGCUGUGGGUGAAGGUGAGAGCGGACAAGGCUUUGCUCAAAUACAUUGUCCCCAAGGGCUUUGUCGCCGUCGACGGGACGAGCCUGACGGUGGUGGACGUGUCUGACGAGGACAGCUGCUUUAACUUCAUGCUCGUUGCUUACACGCAGCUCAAUGUCGUGAUUCCCACCAAGAAAGUUGGGCAGAAAGUGAACCUCGAGGUUGACAUCAUGGGCAAAUACGUUGAGAGGCUUCUUCUCUCCAUGAACAACAACACUCCCCAGGAAAACAAGGGCUGAACCUCAGCUGGGAGAAAGAGAAGCUUAUUUGGCAACUGUUGGUUUAUGUAAGAUUGAUCUUGACCUCUCUGUUUCUUUGUAAUGAUGGUCGUGAGCAUUUGCACAGAACUUAGUAGAUGAACCUUUUCGAGUAAUGAUGAUCUUUUCAUUUGGAGAAUAAGCUUAUGGUUGGAUUUCA